CAGGACGACGCCAACAAAACAAACUCGGUCCAGCUUACUCCAGCGAGGUCCAAGUCCUGCCGUACAAGGCGUUUACCUGUAGACGCUCGCUCGUUCAUUUGCGGGAGCCGCCGAACCCCCAGCCAGCUCUCGCUGCCCACUCGGCUUGCCAGUAGUAGUCAUGACUACAAAACUGGAGCCUCCUGAGUCCACGUCAGUCUCGCGCUGGCUGGCCGAGCUGCACAUGGAAUGUUACAAGAAGAACUUGGAGCACUUUGACAACGUGAAGCCUCUACUAGAGAUAAAAGACCCAGAGCUGAAGAAGCUUGGAGUCACCAACAGCAAAGACCGCUCUGUUAUGCUGGUCAGUCUCGCCAGCUACAGAUCCCAGACGUCGUCGUCUUCAACUAUCAGAGAGGAAUCUAACCCUAGCCCAGGUGAAAACUAACACCAUCCCCUCUCUCCCACUUGUCAUAAUACUAGGAGCUCCCCACACUAAUAGAUAUAAUUGCCUAGCGCAUUAGCGCAAGGCACCUUAAUUCUGCAGUACAGGUCUGUAUAGUAUGUGUAAGUAUCAACAACGUAUUGAUAUGCAACGAGGUAGAAAGGCAAGGCAAAGCACAACAGGUCAACUGUAUUGUAUGUAUGUCCCUCAUGCCCUUCUACGCAUGCGCGCAGACGGAGCAUGACUUCCUGCCGGCUGCAAACCAUGCCACACACGAGAGUACUGGCACGUCUCGGCCAAGUACACACAACUCCUCUUCGGUGAUUUCCACUUGCGCGC
Messenger RNA from Geodia barretti, 763 nucleotides. The record is from the annotation of a GenBank genome assembly. Lineage: Eukaryota; Metazoa; Porifera; Demospongiae; Tetractinellida; Geodiidae.